This is a messenger RNA of Fusarium redolens, 834 nucleotides long. RefSeq lists its product as uncharacterized. Bases 1 to 834 code for a protein of 277 amino acids. NCBI's taxonomy places the organism in Eukaryota, Fungi, Ascomycota, Sordariomycetes, Hypocreales, Nectriaceae. Gene Ontology annotation, molecular function: 2-oxoglutarate-dependent dioxygenase activity. The transcript has 2 exons. The record is from RefSeq and is a predicted model, not a curated record.
AUGAGCAAAGUUUUAUCCACCUUCUCACCCUGGAGUCGGCAUAUAUCAAAGACGGUUCCUUCAUGCCGUUAUUUCAGUGAGACAAUAUCACCAAGAAAGGGAAUACCGAGACUGGUAGCAGUAGCCGAGGAAUACACUACCACUGAAGCAUUCCGCUCACGAUCAUUCGAACUCGAGAAGCCAGUCGUCUUUGGUAAAGACCAGGGUUCACCGGCUGCUAAUCUGCCUGCGUUGGAAAACUGGUUUAUAGACGAGGAAGACCCAUACUACACAACCUACACAGACACCCCACGGCAGCCUUUGUCAUGGCACUUCCGGCGCUUUCGCAAUCCCGUGGUCACUUAUGAGAUAUACGCUCCAUCUCAGAAGCAAAAAGACAGCCUUGUGAUGUUUCGAGAUUCUCUUGACAGAGAUAUCCAUGAUGAUGCCAUUGUGAGGAGUUGGGACAACUGUUUCAAUCAGGAGGCUGUGGUUGACGGUGUCCUCGACGAUACAGUCAACAAUACAGCCAACAGGGAUUUCUAUCGAUUCACUGCACCUCUCCGUCUUUUCAAUAAGAUAUACCACUUCAACAGAGUUUUGCUGAGCAUGGGGCUUCCCAGAAUAUCAGUCUACAUUGCUCAGUGCCCUAUAGGGGAUCUCCCCAAGACCCUCCAGGACGACCUUCCCACUCCAGACAUUAUCAAGUUUGUUGGGAAGGGAGAUGUGUAUGACUCUAGCAUAUGGCUCGGCAUAGUCCCGACAUACACACCUCUACACCGAGAUCCAAACCCCAACUUCUUCUGCCAGCUGUCCGGGAACAAGACAAUGGUCGUUUACGAACGGAGGACAUGA